CAAAACAGGUAGCCACGGUAUACAGUAGCCGGGGGUGUGGCUCGCCGUUCCGGAAAAAAAGAAAGUUGAAAACGCAAGGAGCGAUUCGAUGGAGGCGAUGCGCCACGCUUCCACCUUCCUCCUCUCCUCAUCGGUAGAACGCGCCGGCGACCUCUCUCCGCCGGAUUACGCUCUUGUCGUUCUUAACCGGCCACUCCUUCGCUUCGCCCCUCUCCUUUGGGAACGCGCAAAGCUGCGGGUCUGCGCGGAUGGAGGAGCAAACAGUUUAUUUGAUGGAAUGCCGGAGUUGUUUCCCGAAGAGGAUCCAGAGGAAGUUCGAUUAAAGUACAAACCUGACGUAAUUAUAGGUGAUUUGGAUUCAAUAAGUACAAAAGUGAAGGAUUUCUAUUCUGAUUUGGGAGUUAAGAUAGUGAGAGUGACAGAGCAGGAGUUCCCCGACUUACACAAGUGUGUAGCUUUUAUUUGUGAUUGCACACCCUCUUUGGAGAAAUCAAAUCUGCAUAUUCUUGUUGCCGGCGCGCUUGGAGGAAGAUUUGACCAUGAAAUGGGGAACAUCAAUGUGCUUUAUCACUUCUCAAACAUGCGCAUUAUUCUCCUAUCGGAUCACUGCUUGAUUUAUCUUCUUCCUAAAACUCAUCGGCAUGAAAUCUACAUCCAGUCUUCUGUUGAAGGACCACGUUGUGGUCUCAUCCCGUUCGGUGCACCAGCUUCUUCCAUUACUACCACCGGUCUCCAAUGGGAUCUUACUGAAGGAAGCAUGCAUUUUGGUGGAUUGGAGAGCACAUCCAAUUCAGUGCGAGAGGAGAAAAUUACAGUGCAUUCUGACUCAGAUCUGUUGUGGACAAUUAGCAUCCGGAAACCAAGAUGAUGAACUCU
Phalaenopsis equestris is the source of this 876-nucleotide messenger RNA. Its product is annotated as thiamine pyrophosphokinase 1-like. NCBI's taxonomy places the organism in Eukaryota, Viridiplantae, Streptophyta, Magnoliopsida, Asparagales, Orchidaceae. The transcript is spliced from 6 exons. Bases 89 to 868 code for a protein of 259 amino acids. The record is from RefSeq and is a predicted model, not a curated record. Gene Ontology annotation, biological process: thiamine metabolic process; thiamine diphosphate biosynthetic process. Gene Ontology annotation, molecular function: thiamine binding; ATP binding; thiamine diphosphokinase activity.